AUGUUAUUAACGCUCUGCCUGUAUUUGAUGGCCUUUCGCUCACCUGCACGUGGCCAAGAAUGGCGAAAUUCCGCACGACCAGAGCUUCCUCUUUGGACGACCAGUUUUGACCACACUCAUUCCCAGAUUCCUAAACCACAACUGCCGCAGACUCUUCCCCACUCCGAUAGCACAACCUUAAAGUACACGAGUCUUGAUUCCGGUUCAGCUUAUGAACCGCCAUCAUCUCCACCGGAUUCUCCAAAGGCAGUGGCUCACCGAGUGCCUACAAGAUCUCAGACCAGCUGUGCACCCUCGGCUGUACAGCGUCGCUCGCAGUCGCCAGACUCAUCAGGCUCCAAUUCGAACCAAGCAAUUGGCCGCAAACGGGGCUUCAACCAAGUUACAUCCUCCCCAUCUUCCCAACGAGCAGGUCAUCAACGGGACGCGGGAAAUAAUCAAGGCAACCAGGCCCGGUAUCACGAUGCGCAAUUUUGCACCCAACGAUGUUUACUCGGAUUGCAGUCUGGCGGUGUGUUAGAUGACUGCUGUCCAAAUGUGAUGCUCCAUCAUCGAAGCAAAGACAAUCCCCAACAUCCGAUUACCUAA
Molecule: messenger RNA, 588 nt
Organism: Penicillium crustosum
Lineage: Eukaryota; Fungi; Ascomycota; Eurotiomycetes; Eurotiales; Aspergillaceae
Exons: 2
Coding region: 1-588 (195 amino acids)
Source: RefSeq, a predicted model, not a curated record